Cicer arietinum (chickpea) is the source of this 3581-nucleotide messenger RNA. RefSeq names its product lysine-specific demethylase JMJ28-like. The record is from RefSeq and is a predicted model, not a curated record. Gene Ontology annotation, molecular function: chromatin DNA binding; transcription coregulator activity; histone H3K9 demethylase activity. Gene Ontology annotation, biological process: regulation of transcription by RNA polymerase II. Gene Ontology annotation, cellular component: histone deacetylase complex; chromatin. Lineage: Eukaryota; Viridiplantae; Streptophyta; Magnoliopsida; Fabales; Fabaceae.
CUGUGAUGAAUCUGAUCCUAGUUGUUCCAAUACUGAACAGUCGUGAUCUUUACUGAUACUACUAAUCAAUGAUCCUACUUGUUCCAAUUCCAAUGCUCAACAUAAGACUCGCCAUUUACCAAUAAUUACCAAAAUGUGCCACGCCAUUCUCAGCUCCUAUUUUUUCUCUCUUAAUAAAUAAAUAGAAAAAUAACCCCUUUCUAUCUCUCUCUGUUUAGGUUUCACUUUCCUCAUCCAAUUUUCCCUAGAAAAUCCCAAAAAACCAGAUUCUAAUGGCAAAAAAAUCAGCAGCAAAAAAUGAGGAGGAGAUUCUACCGGACCAUCUCCGCUGCGGACGCACCGACGGGAAGCAAUGGCGGUGCAAGCGGCGAGUGAUGGAUAAUCUCAAACUGUGCGAGAUUCACUAUCUCCAAGGGAAGCAUCGUCAAUACAAAGAGAAAGUUCCUGAAUCACUGAAGCUUCAAAGAAAACGGAAGAACGAAGAAGAAACUGUUGUUAUCGACAAUGAGGAUACAACUAGGGCACAGAGUGAGUUCAAAAUGGAGUUGAGAAAGAACAAGAAGAAGAAAAAACUCUCAGAAGGUUCAGUUUCGUUAACCGAUUCCGCUUCUGUUUCUGCUUCUGUUCCUGUUAGGAAGAAAACGAUGAAGCAAUGUGAUACGCAGUUAGAGCUUAUAAGAAUGGUUCUGGAAAGAGAAGUUGAAAAGAGAAAAAGAAACAACAACAACAACAACAAGAAGAAAAAGAAGAAUAAGACAAAGAUGAAAAAGAAGAUGAAAGAGAUAAAAGUAGAAGAAGUGGAAUUAGAGGAUUCAGUAGAAUUGAGGAAAGAAUUACCAAAUGGUGUUAUGAAAAUAUCUCCUGCUUCAAUUACACAACGUGAUGAUAACAAUGUGAGUUCACAUUGUGAUGUGAAAGUUGGUGUUGAUCAUCAUAAGGUUGUAGCUGUAACACCGCGUUACUUCAGGUCCAAGAAUGUUGAUAGGGUCCCUCUUGGCAAGUUGCAGGUUGUGCCUAAUGGACCAAACAUGAAGAAAGGGAGCAUUAAGAAAAAGAAGUGUCAUUGGUGCAAGAAAAGUGCUGAUCCUUGGAAUCUCAUUCAGUGUACUAGCUGUCGCAAGGAGUUUUACUGCACGGAUUGCAUUGAAAACCUGUAUUUGGACACUCAAAAUGAAGUUAAGAAGUUGUGUCCAGUUUGUCGAGGAACAUGCAGUUGUAAGGACUGCUUGGCAAGUCAAUGUAACGGCAGUGAAAGUAAGGCCUAUUUGUCUGGUAAAAGUAGAGUUGACAGAAUACUGCAUUUUCAUUAUUUGAUCUGCAUGCUCCUUCCAGUACUGAAGCGAUUAAGUGAAGACCGAGAAGCUGAGCUAGAAAGAGAAGCAAAAAUUAGAAGGAAAAAUAUUUCUGAUAUUCAAAUCAAGCAGGUUGAAUUUGGCGGCAAUGAAAAUAAUUACUGCAAUCAGUGCAAAACACCCAUCUUGGAUCUCCAUAGAAGCUGUGCUAGUUGUUCGUAUAGCCUAUGCUUAAGUUGUUGUGAGGACUUAUGUCAAGGAAGGACUUCUGGAGAAAUCAAGUCAUCAAUGUUGAAGCCACUUGAUGGUUGUGUUGACAGUGGGGACCAUAUUGAACACGUAUCAUGCCCUCCUAUGGAGCUUGGUGGUUGUGGUAAAGGUCUGCUUGAUUUGAGAUGCAUUUUUCCCUCUACUUUGCUCAAAGAGAUGGAAGCAAAUGCAGAAGAAAUUGUUUGCAGCUAUGACUUUCCCGAAACUUUGGAUAAAAGUUCAAGCUGCUCACUGUGUUUUGACACCGACCUCAAUACUAGCAGGUAUAAGCAGUUGCAGAAAGCAGCCCUUAGAAAAGAUUCAUCAGAUAAUUGCUUGUUUUGUCCCACAGUUUUGGACAUCAGUGGUGAUAACUUUGAGCACUUCCAGAAACACUGGGGAAAAGGCCAUCCUAUAGUGGUCCAAGAUGUGCUCCAGAGUACAUCAAACCUCAGUUGGAAUCCACUGUUCAUGUUCUGUACUUAUCUCGAACAGAGCAUUACAAAAUAUGAGAAUAAUAAAGACUUACUUGAAUCCUGUUUGGAUUGGUGUGAGGUGGAAAUAAACAUUAGGCAGUAUUUUACCGGGUCUCUCAAAUGUCGUCCUGAGAGGAACACUUGGCAUGAGAAGCUGAAACUGAAGGGAUGGCUGUCUUCCCAGGUAUUCAAAGAGCAGUUUCCAGCUCAUUUUUCUGAGGUAAUUGAUGCUCUACCAGUUCAAGAAUACACGAAUCCUGUGUCUGGUCUUCUGAAUUUAGCUGCAAAUUUUCCCCAUGGGAGUGUGGAACAUGACAUUGGGCCAUAUAUCUAUAUUUCGUAUGGCUGUGUUGACAAAGAAGCCGAUUCUGUGACAAAACUCUGCUAUGACUCAUAUGAUGUGGUUAACAUUAUGACACAUUCUGCGGAUGUUCCCCUCUCUACAGAACAACUUACAAAAAUAAGAAAAUUACUGAAAAAGCACAAAGCUCUGUGUCAAAUGGAGUCUGUUGCUACUGAGCAGUUACUAGAACGGAAAGUGAAAGGAAUGGCAUUAUCACAUGGUAAAAAAAUGGAACAAAAAGGCUUGCAGAGUACAAUGAAAGAAGGAAUGGAGUUUUUCAGGAAAGUCGAAAGAACAUCUUGCAUCUCAACUGAAGCUAAAAAAGCUUCUACUCAGUGUGUAGACAACAAUAUUUCACAGGAUGGAGAUUGCGGUAUUUUUUCUGAUUCUAAUUCUGAUUCUGAUCCUGAACCCUCUCUUCACGGGACUGCUCAUACCACCAAAUUGUCAGCACACAAUAAUCCUAGAAGUCCCUUUGAAAGCUCAGACAAUUAUAAGAAAAAGUUAACUGAGCAUUCUGGUGCCCAGUGGGAUGUCUUUCGUAGACAAGAUGUACCAAAGCUCAUGGAAUACCUCAAACGACACUGUGAUGAACUUACUUAUACCCAUGACUAUGACUAUCACAAGAAGAUGGUUCAUCCAAUUCUAGAUCAGAGCAUUUUUCUUGACAGUACUCACAAAAUGAGACUGAAGGAGGAGUUUGAGAUUGAACCGUGGACUUUCCAGCAACAUGUUGGAGAAGCUGUCAUCAUUCCUGCCGGAUGUCCAUACCAGAUAAGAAAUUCUAAGUGUUGUGUUCAUGCUGUAUUGGAAUUUGUGUCCCCUGAAAAUGUUACUGAGUGUAGCCAGUUGAUCGAUGAAGUCCGACUGUUACCUGAAGGCCAUAGAGCAAAAGUAGAUAAGCUAGAGGUGAAAAAAAUGGCACUACAUAGCAUGAGUACAGCAAUUAAAGAAACACGUCAGCUUACAUGCAAAACAUGAUUGUACCAGCUAAAUUAGACUUGCAUAACUUAAAAGACUAAAGUUCUCAUGGCUCAACUUUUCUUCCACAUCUUCAUUUUUGUACAGAUUAAUGCUCAAACAAACUUGUUAAGAUCCGGCAAGGUGGUUAUUAAAUGUUCAAUUUCGAUCUCUAUCCAUUUGUUGGUCCUCUAUGACGUUUAUGCCUUACCUGAAUCUGAAAUAACUUUAUUUGGUCGUAUAUAUUUCUUCAUUUGAUUA